Messenger RNA from Exophiala bonariae, 912 nucleotides. RefSeq lists its product as uncharacterized. The transcript has a single exon. Bases 1 to 912 code for a protein of 303 amino acids. NCBI's taxonomy places the organism in Eukaryota, Fungi, Ascomycota, Eurotiomycetes, Chaetothyriales, Herpotrichiellaceae. The record is from RefSeq and is a predicted model, not a curated record.
AUGGCUCGGCGUUCAACCGCGGUUGUCCUCUCGGUCGCCUUGCUCAACUCCGUUGCUCAGGCUGGAUAUCCAGGCUGGAGUGGCAGUGGAGGUGGUUAUGGUGGGAGUAGACCUCCAUGGUGGGAUGGUGAUGACGGCGGUAAUGGCGACGACGGUAACGGUAACAAUGGCUCGAACAAUAAUGGAAAUAUCAAUCAAGGCGCACUGUUCUCCUCCGAGGCCGAGUUCAACAAGGCUACUCGCAUCCUCAUUGCUCAUGCAGUCUUGGCUUCGCUGGUCUGGGUCCUUUUCAUUCCAUCUCUUGCCAUCUUGGUGAGAUUGAAUCUGAAAGCCCCAAUCAUCCUCAAACUCCAUGCCAUUGGGCAGGUCGCCAGCUACAUCAUCUACAUUGUGGCGACAGGCACGGGUAUAUGGCUUGCACAACAAUCCGCUGCAUACGGCGUUUGGAACGACCCCCAUCCAAGGUUAGGCCUCGCUAUUUUGGCAAUUGCUUUCUUUCAACCAAUCUUCGGCGCGGUCCACCAUCGUAUCUACAAAAGCCGAUCACAAAACGUCGCUGCGGGUAACCCGACAAACCCACCGGGCCGAACUCCGGUUGGAAGGGCUCACCUCUGGUUGGGCCGUGUUCUAAUCGCUCUGGGAAUCAUCAACGGCGGACUGGGGAUCAGGCUGGCAUCCUACAGCCCAUUCCAGACCGAUGCAACUUCACAAAAGGCUAGCAUUGGUUAUGGCGUUGUUGCUGGUGUAAUGUUCCUUUUGUACUUGGUCUCUGUCAUCGCCUUUGAGAUCCGAAGGGCUCGCUUGCAGCUGGCCGAAGAAGAAGAGCGCGAGCGGACUAUGGUUCCCAAGGCAGCGUUGCCGACAUAUGAUGAGAGUCAAGAGUGCGUGGGUCGACCAACACGUUACCAAUAG